AUGGAUUGUGUCCAACACCAGAGAAGUAUUAAAAUGACAAACUGCAAAUUUCAUGGACCUGGUCUCUCAGUGAUAUCACUAAACACCAAUUUUGGCGACAAAAUGUCAAUCUCCAACGUAUUCGUCGAUAAUUCAAUUUCAUUUUUAUGCCAAGAAUACCGUGGUAUACGCGGUAUAACCUCAGAUUUGCAUCCUACAAGCCAAUGUAAACCAAACGAAAAUUGUGCGAAAACUAGUUGCAACUUUUCACCCAAAGCUAUUAAAUUAAUUUAA
Molecule: messenger RNA, 273 nt
Organism: Meloidogyne enterolobii
Lineage: Eukaryota; Metazoa; Nematoda; Chromadorea; Rhabditida; Meloidogynidae
Source: the annotation of a GenBank genome assembly